AUGGGCCAGAAAUUAAUCCCGACACUCCAUAACCUGGACCACUCCGCGGCGUUCCGCUGCCUCUGGGCUCUGGAAGAGCUCAAAGAAGAGCGAGGCAUCAAAUACCACCUCAGGAACUACCCACGCCAAACGGGCCGGGCGCCGCCCGAGCUCCAAGAGCUAUUCCCCCUCGGCCGAUCGCCCAUCCUAACGCUCGAGACAACGGCGGAGGACGAACCCCCACCAACACUGCAAAUCAAGCCCGGUGUUCUCACCGAGGCCCUGCUGAUCCUGCGCUUCCUCAGCGACGAGUACGGCGCCGGGCUCUGGAAUCCGGAUAAUGAAGUCGACAUGAAGCGCAACGCGUACUUCGAGUCCUUCGCGAUGAUGAGCCUGCUCCCGCAUCUCCAAGUGCCCAUCGUCAUCGAGCUGGUCCAGCUGGCGACGCCACAGGAACAGCAGGGGGGCCCGUUUCUGCCGACUCUUCUGUCGAUGUGGAAGCAGACGUUCGCGCCCAUGUUCCAGCUCCUGGAAGAUGCGCUCGGCGAGGAGAAGCCGUGGUUUGCGGGGGGCAGGUUCGGGACGGCGGAUUUCAAUGUUUGCUGGUGCGUUGAUCUCGCGGCGCAGAGAGAAUACAUCGAUGCAGAUGCUUACCCGAAGGUCGUCGCGUGGCAUGAGCGGUGCAAGGCAAGAAAUGGAUAUAAGAGGGCGCUGGAAAAGGGGGGCGGGCAUUCCAGCGCGUCCUGCGUCACGCGCUCUUCUCUUGCCAUGCUCACUUCCAUACCCACCCUUCCUGGCGCCAAUGGCGGUGCCUUUAAGCUAGUUUCAGCACUUCCCGAUACCUACACGGACUUCAUCGCCUCUGGCGGACCUGAAGGAUACUCAUGGAAUGUGAUCCGCUCCGAAGCCGACAUGCUACUCUUCGAACACGCUAGCACCUGUGGUGCCAAGACCUUCGAUGAGGUUAAAGUCACCGGCAUCGAGUCCCAACCCCACAUAGACACGGAUGCUGCUUCGAAGUUCGACGGACCCAACCCCGGACGUCCUGUUGCGGCAACCUGGAAAGCGAAAGAUGAUACCUCGGGAAUCAUCGCCUUUGACUACUUAGUCGACGCUAGUGGAAGUAAGGGAAUUAUCAGUACCAAGUACUUGAAGAACCGCAAGUUCAACCAGGGACACAAGAAUGUCGCUAGCUGGGGAUACUGGAAAGGAGCUGGUGUUUACGGUGUCGGUACUUACAAGGAAAUAUCCAACACGGUCGAAUUCUGCUUCCAAUCCUAUACCGACAUUGACCCUGAGAAGAGAAAUCUGUUAAUCAAGAAGCUCAGGGCUCUCGGAAUCGAGGACAAAGUAGCUGGCCAGAUGAGCGUCCAAGUCAUCGAAGAAAUUGAAAAGGAUCUCACACCGGAAGAAUCGGCUAUCUUGGAUAUACUCCGUGGAAGACGGAUGAUUCAAGGCGAGGAUGCGGUAAACCUGCAAAACUUCACACUCGACUCUAUCGAUGGACUAGCCCCGAAUUUGGAACAAGGAAAACUCGGUUUCGUCAAAGCGAAGCCGGUUGGCAUCGUCAAGGCCCAGCACGUUUCUCUCGCAUACCACAUAAAGGGAACCCGUCCUGAUAUGCGAACUCAGAGAGGCGAGCCAGCUGCUCGGACUUAA
This is a messenger RNA of Hypoxylon fragiforme, 1638 nucleotides long. RefSeq lists its product as uncharacterized. Gene Ontology annotation, molecular function: catalytic activity. The record is from RefSeq and is a predicted model, not a curated record. NCBI's taxonomy places the organism in Eukaryota, Fungi, Ascomycota, Sordariomycetes, Xylariales, Hypoxylaceae. Bases 1 to 1638 code for a protein of 545 amino acids. The transcript is spliced from 5 exons.